AUGUUAAGCGCUGAAGAUGAAAAAUCAAGUAACGUUUUUAGUAUGGAACGCCAAUCUUCUGUCGACAAAGUCCUGGGCAUGUGCUGGAACACGCUCAGCGAUACAUUUGAGUUCCACCUAAAAUUUCACAGGGUUGACCGCGAAGUGUUGAAUCGCAUACGACCACCGACGAAACGAGAGCUGCUGGGAAUCAUAAUGGCCAUCUACGAUCCUUUCGGUUUCUUAGCCAAUUUAACCAUUUGCAUGAAGAUACUCCAACAAUCGCUUUGGAAACGACAGAUCGACUGGGAUGACCCACUUCCUCACCAGUUCUAUACACAAUGGUCUACGUGGUGGGAAGGCUUCCAAAACAUUGCGCAGUUCACCAUACCGCGGUGUUAUUCGCCAUUGCUUAUGUCAGCUGACGAAAUUCAACUCCACGUUUUUGUGGAUGCCAGUGCUAGUGCCUUUGCAGCAGUUGCCUAUCUGCGCAUAACUAAGGGUUCGGCGGUUGAUAUCUCUUUCGUUGCAGCUAAAGCAAGGUGUGCACCAAUGAAGGGAAUGACGAUACCGCGUUUGGAAUUGCAGGCAGCAGUUCUUGGUAACCGUUUAGAGAGAUCCAUAAGAGAAUGCCAUGAAUUUCACAUAAGCCGUGUCACCUUCUGGAGUGACUCCAAAACUGUAUUGCUCUGGAUUCGUUCCACCACCAGAGAAUAUAAACAGUUUGUAGCCAGUAGAAUAGCAGAAAUACUGGGCAAUACGCAGCCAUCGCAAUGGCGCUGGCUACCUAGCUCAUUAAAUAUCGCCGAUGAAGCAACAAGAGCCAAAGCAGUACCCGUAGUUUGUUCGAGUUCCCGCUUGUUAACUGGUCCAGCCUUUUUGCGUAAACAGGAGAUAGCGUGGCCGGUAGAACCAUAA
Messenger RNA from Rhagoletis zephyria (snowberry fruit fly), 897 nucleotides. RefSeq lists its product as uncharacterized. Lineage: Eukaryota; Metazoa; Arthropoda; Insecta; Diptera; Tephritidae. The record is from RefSeq and is a predicted model, not a curated record.